AUGCUCGAUGUUGAAUUAAUCCAUAAGUACAAUUAUUACGCCGAAGUUCAUAACGUUACGACGAAGGAUGGUUACAUCUUAGAACUGCAUCGAAUAUCGGGAAGCGAUCGUUUCCCGCCAAAACCUGGAAAGCGCGUGGUUUUGCUGAUGCACUGCCUACUGGGAUCCUCGGCAGACUGGGUAAUCCUAGGUCCAGAUCUAGGCCUUGGGUAUUUGCUCUCUGAUCAGAACUAUGACGUCUGGUUGGGUAAUGCUCGAGGUAAUCGCUAUUCACGAAAGCACAUCUCUCUUAAUCCCGAUAGCAGGGAUUUCUGGCUGUUCUCAUGGCAUGAAAUCGGGGUAUAUGAUCUUCCGGUUACCAUUGACUACGUGCUAGAUCACACUGGUCAGAGCAGUCUAUUCUACUGCGGACAUUCCCAGGGAGCAACGAUUUUCUGGGUGAUGUUAUCUGAACUUCCUGAGUAUAACAGCAAGAUCAUUCUGAUGCAGGCAUUUGCUCCGGUGGCUUUUAUGACUAAUCCUCGAUCCCCAGUUAUUCAGGCUUUUGCUCAGAAUUUACAAACUGUCGAAGUUCUAUUUGCGACAAUGGGGAUCUUUGAGUUUAUGCCCUCAUCAGACUGGCUUAGGACUUCAACCCAGCUCUUGUGCAGCGAAACGAACUCUAUGGCCUACAUGUGUCAGAAUGCCCUGUUCCUGGUUGCUGGAUUUGAUUCUCAGCAAAUGAACUCGUCCAUACUCCCACAAUACUUGGGUCAUAUGCCAGCUGGAUCGUCAGCUCGCCAAGGAUUUCAUUACUGUCAACUGGUUAAUUCCAAGUCAUUUCGUCAAUAUGAUUUUGGGACCAUUGAAAAUUUCCGUCGGUACCAUCAAAUGAACCCUCCGGAUUAUCGACUUCGAAGGACAAAAGUCCCCACUGUCCUUCACUAUUCCUCGAAUGACUGGAUUCUCAAUGUGACUGACGUGGAAAGGUUGGCGUCAAUCCUGCCGAGUGUCUAUAAAACCCAUCUUAUCGAAAUGGAAGAUUUUAAUCAUUUUGACUACAUCAUAGCCACAGAUAUUAAAGAUUUACUGUACAAUAUGGUUAUAGAUUUUAUAAAUAAAUUUUAAUGUGAUGUAAUUAAAAUCGAACCAUCAUUAAAUUCUGGUUAUCAUUAAAACCUCUUUUAGGUUUUCCAGAAUAAUAAUCCAACCCUUUAAGAAUUAGCGUUUAGGUCAAAACUAUCUCGACUCGAGGCAUAUAAAAGGCACGUACCUGAGGACAUUUGCUUCAGAAGUAUUUCUACCACGGAGCUAGUCACAUCGCAUUGUCGUUUCGAAACUCCAAACCUUAAAAACCAAAUGUAUAGUCACAAAUCAGAGUUUGAGUUCAACGGAAAGGACGUUGGGCCCUAUGAGACGGAAGACUUGAGGUCUUCUGCUUUUGGUGCAAUCGGAAGGGAUGGAUCAUCUUGGGCCUACAACAUCAUGAGGGAUCAGAAGAGAAAUAAACACAAAGAGCAGGACAAAGAAGAAACAGGCUAUGAUAUUCGGUUCUGUAAUGGAAUGUUCAUUCCUGAUCUCAAUUCAGACAAACCUCAAA
Messenger RNA from Phlebotomus papatasi, 1579 nucleotides. Its product is annotated as lipase 3-like. Gene Ontology annotation, molecular function: hydrolase activity, acting on ester bonds. The record is from RefSeq and is a predicted model, not a curated record. NCBI's taxonomy places the organism in Eukaryota, Metazoa, Arthropoda, Insecta, Diptera, Psychodidae. Gene Ontology annotation, biological process: lipid metabolic process. The transcript is spliced from 3 exons. The coding region runs from base 1 to 1107 and encodes 368 amino acids.